Molecule: messenger RNA, 2430 nt
Organism: Aedes albopictus (Asian tiger mosquito)
Lineage: Eukaryota; Metazoa; Arthropoda; Insecta; Diptera; Culicidae
Exons: 3
Coding region: 1-2430 (809 amino acids)
Source: RefSeq, a predicted model, not a curated record
AUGGCGGUGCGCAAUCUUGUCGACCACAUGUUCAUUGCAAAUCUAGAAGACCACUUACGCAAUCCAAUGCUGCUGCAUGAACUGGUGGAAAAACUUCCACCACAAAUGCGGAUGCAGUGGUCCUGGUACAAGCGCUCAAUCGCCGAUGUCAACCUGGCGACAUUCGGGGAGUUCAUGUCGGAGUUAGUGAAGACAGCAACGGAGGUUACGAUUCCGGUAGAAGCUUCGACCCAACACAUCAAGCCUGGCUACGCAGGGCGGGACAAACAAAAAUUCUACACAGAUGCGGUACCAAGGAUGAUAAUUGGAAUCGAGCACGCGCAGAUGCUUACUACUUUGAAGGUGCGAGAAGGCGGUGCAAACGACCCGGUGGCAGCGAAGACGCGACUAGGUUGGUGUGUGUAUGGCAAACAGGACAACGGUGGCACUGCAGUUUCCAGGCUGCAUGUUCACUCUGACAAGAUUGGAAACCGUGAGCUACAUGAGCAGAUGAAACAGUAUUUCGACAUCGAACAAGCAGCAGUGGCUACUCCGCUAGAGUCAGAGGAGGACAGGCGAGCACGCAGAAUACUGGAGAAAACAACUCAAAGGAUCGACGGCGGCUUCGAGACCGGGCUUUUGUGGAAGUACGACCGGCCAUCGUUCCCGAAUAGUUAUCCACUGGCUGUGCGUAGGAUGCAGUCGUUAGAGAAACGAUUAAGUAAAGAACCAGCACUUCUAGACCGAGUGAACGGAAUUAUAGCCGAGUACGAGUCUAAAGGAUACGCUCACCGAAUUACACAAGCCGAAAUCGAGUCAACUAAUCCAGAUCGCGUGUGGUAUCUGCCGCUCGGCAUCGUGCGGAACCCUAAGAAGCCAGAAAAAAUCCGCUUGAUUUGGGAUGCUGCGGCCCGGGUAAACGGUAUCUCAUUUAACGAUAUGCUCCUGAAAGGGCCAGAUAUGCUGACGAGACUGUUUGCCGUUCUACUAAGGUUUCGACAGAGAUCAGUUGCCGUGUGUGGAGACAUCCGGGAAAUGUUCCACCAAGUUCGUAUCAUUCCACAAGACAAACAGUCUCAAAGGUUUGUAUACAGAAAACAUUCCGACCAGGCUCCCCAGGUCUUCAUCAUGGACGUGGCAACAUUUGGCGCAACUUGCUCACCGUGUUCCGCACAACAUAUCAAGAAUACGAACGCAAAAGACUUUGAAUCCAAAUUUCCUAGAGCUGCUGAAGCCAUUGUCAAUGCGCACUAUGUUGACGACUUCCUGGAUAGUGUGGACACGGUUGAUGAAGCAGUUCAACUAAUGGAAGACGUAAAAUACGUACAAGCCCAAGGAGGAUUCGACAUCCGCAACUUUUCCUCUAACUCGUCUGAGGUGCUGCAACGUUUGGGUCAAACAGAACACUUGGAGGUAAAAUCAAUGGUCUUGAACCAGAUCGCCAAUCCGGAACGCAUCCUGGGGGUAAAUUGGAAGCCCGAUAAAGACGUUUUCACCUUUGAUAAAGCCCUGAAAGAUGAUCUGGCGAAACAGCUAGCAGAAGGAGACAUGCCUACAAAGCGACAGGUAUUGAGAAUCGUUAUGUCACUAUUCGACCCGUCACAUCUGGAGAUCCGGUACAGACUGGCAGUAUUUACUGAAAGUAUUGUGGACGAUUUACGAGAUUUGUGGAACAACUGGACUCAACUCCUGAAACAACUGACCGAAGUAGAAGUGCCACGCUGUUUCUUCGGGAAUACAAGUAGUCAGCUGCAUAGUGGAAUACAGCUUCACGUGUUCGUUGAUGCGAGUGAGUUAGCAUACGCAUGUGUCGCGUAUUUGCGGAUUGUGCAAACUGGGCAGGUGCGGUGCGUGUUCGUUGCAGCGAAGUCAAAAGUGGCACCGCUCAAGCCUCUAUCCAUUCCACGUCUAGAGCUGCAGGCCGGUCUGAUAGGAUGCCGAUUAAUGGAGAGCAUAUGUGCAGUCAUAGAUCUUCCAUUGGAAAGACGAUACUUGUGGACAGAUUCCAGAACAUGUCUCUCGUGGGUCCAUUCGGAUAGUAGACGUUACCACCCAUACAUUGGAUUCAGGGUCGGUGAAAUACUGAACAUCUCCGUCGCAGAUGAAUGGCACUACGUUCCGUCAAAACAAAAUGUGGCCGAUGACGCAACGAAGUGGGGAGUUGGACCUAGUUUUAGUUCAAGCAGUCGAUGGUUCACCGGACCGGACUUUCUCUACUUGUCAGAGAACGAAUGGCCAAACCAACCUACGAAGGAAGUAGCAACUAAAGAGGAACUCCGUGUUAUGUUCCAUCAUCAUCGCGAGAUGCCUCAAGCAUUAAUCAACGUGGACAGGUUUUCGAGAUGGAAUCGUCUGUUACGAUUCCUUAGAGCAGUGAAGCUAUUUCGACGAGGAUGUGAGGUUGGACCGUUAACGAGGGAGGAGCUACUGCAGGCGGAAAAUUUAUUGUGA